AUGCGCAAAGCAGCGCUCGAAAGGGAUGGCUAUUCUAGCCUUUCCUCUGCUGUGCAACGAGUCGCCAUAGAAACCGGGCCAACACUCGUCGUGGCCGUGAUGCUAGGUCUUGUUUUUGGGGGAUGCUGCUCCAAUGUCUAUGCUCUGGAAGCCAUCAUCAACUUUGAACCUGCUGGGGGGACGCUCCUUACCUUUGUGCAGUUUCUCUUUGUGGCCAUUACCGGCUAUAUCGCACAGUUUGAUAGGACCCGACCGCCAUUUUUUAUAUCGCCAGCCAAAGUUCCACUAUCACGAUGGGUCGUCAACAUUGUGCUCUUUUUUGGCGUCAAUGUCCUCAACAACCAUGCAUUUAGCUACGAUAUAUCAGUUCCGGUACACAUAAUCCUACGAUCUGGUGGAAGCAUCACAACUAUGAUCGCAGGGUACCUCUACGGCAAGCGGUAUACCCGCAUCCAGGCGCUUGCUGUUUUUCUACUGACUUUCGGCAUUGCGUUGGCUGCCUGGUCGGACGCAAAGGAAACAUCGGCUUCCACACUCGACGACGAUGAUAGUUCCCGCCCAGCCUUCAAUACGGGGCUACUUAUACUUUUUGUAGCUCAACUGCUAUCGGCCAUCAUGGGUCUCUACACAGAGGCCACAUAUCGGCAGUACGGACCGCAGUGGAGAGAAAACCUUUUUUACUCUCACAUGCUGUCGUUGCCGUUGUUCCUUCCAUUUCUUCCUUCCAUGAUGCGUGUCCUGAAACGGAUGACGGGGAGCGAACUUCUGGCGUUGCCGCUUUCGCCUAUGAAGGCAUCAAACGUCGCUUAUGUGCCUAAUCAGCUGGUGUAUCUGGCCACCAAUGUAUUGACUCAGUACGCCUGCAUUCGCGGGGUAAACCUUCUCGCUGCCACCACUUCAGCACUAACGGUUACGAUUGUUCUCAACAUCCGAAAACUCGUCAGCCUCCUUCUCAGCAUCUGGUUGUUCGGUAACAGACUAGCCAGUGGGACGCUAGCCGGUGCACUGGUGGUCUUUGGCUCUGGGGCACUAUACUCAAUGGGUUCGUGGGGGAAGCCGAGAGUAACAAAGCCAACGUCCUAUCAGGGGGAUAAGCGAGAGGAUCGAAUGGAAGUAAAGAAAAGGAAAUAG
Drechmeria coniospora is the source of this 1131-nucleotide messenger RNA. RefSeq names its product UDP-N-acetylglucosamine transporter YEA4. The record is from RefSeq and is a predicted model, not a curated record. Gene Ontology annotation, molecular function: UDP-N-acetylglucosamine transmembrane transporter activity. Gene Ontology annotation, biological process: transmembrane transport. Lineage: Eukaryota; Fungi; Ascomycota; Sordariomycetes; Hypocreales; Ophiocordycipitaceae. The coding region runs from base 1 to 1131 and encodes 376 amino acids. The transcript has 5 exons. Gene Ontology annotation, cellular component: endoplasmic reticulum membrane; Golgi membrane.